This is a messenger RNA of Cladocopium goreaui, 2141 nucleotides long. The record is from the annotation of a GenBank genome assembly. Lineage: Eukaryota; Dinophyceae; Suessiales; Symbiodiniaceae.
AGAUUUUUCUCAUAGUUGCAGCACGUUCAACCUGCCAUGGAUGCAGCAUACAGCUGGGGAUUGGGCCACCUGCAUUGUGCUCAAGCUUAGUGGCCCUGUGAGUCACCAUGGCCACCUAUGCAGGCAACGGGCUCACGCCCGAGGUGGCGUCGUUUGCACAGAAGCAUGGCUUGACGCUGACGGCACAGGAAGAGCUUCAGAAACUGCUCAAUGCUUCAGUCAGCUUGGCGCAACGCCGUGUGACGGUCUCCGUGCCCGCUACGGUGGCCAAUUUGGGACCUGGAUUGGAGGUGGUUGGCAUGGCGGUGGAUAUUUGGGACGAGUUCACCUUAGAAUUCGCUGAUCACUUUAGCGUCGAGAUUCAUGGAUUGGACACUCCUGAGGUGCCCCGGAAUGAGGAAAACUUGGUUGUGCAGGGUGCAGCCAGUGCCUUCAAGGAGGCCUGCCGGCCUUUCCCUACCAUGCACUUCAUCUGCGAGCAUCGAAUACCUUAUGACAAGGGCCUGGGUGCGGCGAGCGCGGCUUUUGUCGGUGGCUUCCUGGCCGGAUCGGUGCUUUGUGCGGAGGAGCUGCGACAUUUGGAAAAAUCCACAGAACUGCGACAUUUGGAAAAAUCCACAGAAAAGUGGACCGGUCGGUCCAAUUCCAAAGAAGGUUUGGAUGUGGUCGACUGUAGUGCGCCCACCAACGCUGAUGGGGUGGAAGCGCUCCUGGAAGCGGCCAUCGCUCGAGGUUGGAAUCCUGGAAAUGUGUGUCCUGCGAUCUAUGGGGCGAUACAGAUCGGCAUCAACACUCCGAAUGGAAUGCGAUCUCAUCGGGUACCGUGUCCACAUGGCCUUGUUCUUUGCCUCUUCGUGCCGGAUGGGCAGGAAGAGGAGACGGGUUUGGAGAUGGAGUUGGUGGAUCGCCAGAAAGCCAUUUUCAACGUGGGACGGGUGGCGUUGCUGAUCAACGUGUUCUCCACACAGGACUUCUCCAAGUUCCAGAAGGCGUCAGAGGAUUCUCUGGCUCUGCCUCACAUUGCUGGGAAAUUUCCGUACAUCAAGGGGGUGUGCCAAGCAGCCCUCGCCGCUGGUGCUUCCGGCGCCUGUGCUGCUGGCUACGGCCCAUCGGUACUGGCCUUGCUCCCAGGCAGAACUGGUGAUGUUUUGGCGCAAUCUGCCUCCAACCAGUUGGAGCAGGACGUGGCCAAGGCCAUGUUGAAGGCCGCCGAGGAGAAGUCUAUCUCAGGGCAGAUUCUGAUCGCCAAACCUUGCGAUGUGGGAGCCCAUGUGGUGGCACAGAAGUCUGCACUGGGCCCUGCGGAUGAAAAGUCGCGAAUCUCCUACUACCAGCCUCCUGGCGGUCUCUUAGACAUGUUGGUUGACCCCAAACUCGGCCAAACAGAUUCGGAGAUCCUGCUGCAUGGUGGCUCUGACUUCUCCUUGCUUGAGCCUUCAGAGAAGGUUGAAGACCAGAGCACACGCGCCUCUUCGCUUCGCACGUGCAGCCAUGAUGACAUGAGUCCUGCCGCGCAGUCGGCCACUGCUGCACUCUUUGCAGCGGUUGCAGCAGCAACUGGGAAGCUUUAUGCUGAGCCGGAAGAGGAAGCUGUUGAAGCUGAGCACGAGGCGCGCGAUGCCGGUGCUGCGACCGACGCGAUGGUCAAAGAAUUACGUGAGGCUUUGAAGGACCUCGAGAAGCGAACUGCACAUGUGGUCAGACAGACGCGCGUGGUGGCCGCUGAGUGCCGCGCGUUGGAUGAGCGCAUCGCAGGACUUGCUGCCGCCCAAAGUCGAAGAGAGCUGGAAGUGGCAAGCGUAUGGGAGGACCUCCAAGUGGCUCUUCGUCAUGCGAAGGAGGUCCUACGCCAUCAACAAGUGAAGCAGGAACCUUCCCAAAGACGGGCGCAGAUUGAAAAACUGCGGCAGGAAGUGAAACGACAAGCAGUUGCCAUCCAACAUCUCAGGAAGUGGAAGGACGAGGCGGAGGCUCGCAAGAUGAAGACUCAAAGAGCUCCUGAAGAGCUGGCGGAAGCACGGUGGAAGCGGACCCAGGACAUCCACCGCGAAGUGGACCGCGUCCAGCGCCCAGUCCUGGAUGCUGCUGGGGCUGCCAGCUACACCUUGAGAGCUGCCAGCCACACCUCGAGCGCUGCGUAG